Molecule: messenger RNA, 2183 nt
Organism: Terrapene triunguis (Three-toed box turtle)
Lineage: Eukaryota; Metazoa; Chordata; Testudines; Emydidae
Gene: PIP5KL1
Product: phosphatidylinositol-4-phosphate 5-kinase like 1
Exons: 10
Coding region: 117-1433 (438 amino acids)
Biological process (GO): phosphatidylinositol metabolic process
Molecular function (GO): phosphatidylinositol kinase activity
Source: RefSeq, a predicted model, not a curated record
GGAUGGUGUGCCCCGUGUGGUACAGACUUGGGUUCGUUGGUAGGAAGCCUUUGUGCUAGCGGCAUCAGCAGGUAGCAUUCCCUGUAGAGCCGAGGCCUGGCAUUCAGAGAGAAGCCAUGACCGACGCCCCGGAGAGCACGACGGGCCGGAGGUCUCGCACGCUCAGGCACAGGUUCCUCUGGAAGCUCCGCCAGAAGUGGAAGCUCCUGGGCCUCUUUGAGAUCAACGGGGAGCACGAGUUUUAUGACCUGACCUGCAUGCUGAAGGUGGGGCUCAGGGCCGCCAUCCAAGAGGCCAUUGACAACCCGCCUGCGGAUGUCCUGAGCGACGCGGACUGCAAGGCCGUGCUGAAGCAGGCCCAUGAGGGCUUUGAGAUGCGUACGUACGGUGGCCCGGCCUUUGCUCACUUCAGGCACUCGAUGGGCAUAUCGGAGACGGAAUACCAGCUGUCCCUGUCCUCCCAGAGCUCCUACCUGCAGUUCAUCAGCAACUCCAAGAGCAAGGCUGACUUCUUCCUGACGAACAACAAAUGCUUCUUCCUGAAGACCCAGAGCAAGAGAGAGAUCCGGUUCCUCCUCUCCAACCUGCCCAAGUACAUCCAGCACCUUGAGAGAUACCCCCACUCCCUCCUCGUCAGGUUCCUGGGGGUUCACAGCAUCAUUGUGGCUCAGGAGAAGAAGAAAUACUUCAUCAUCAUGCAGAGCGUGUUCUACCCCGACGAAAGGAUCCUUGAACGGUACGACAUUAAAGGGUGUCAGGUGAAUCGCUGGACAGAGCCCGCCCCCGAGGGCAGCCAAGUCAUCGUGGUGCUGAAGGAUCUCAACUUUGAAGGAAAUUCCAUCCACCUGGGUCAGCAGCGUUCCUGGCUCCUACGCCAGGUGCAGCUAGACACGCAGUUCCUGAAGGAGCUGAACGUGCUGGACUACAGCCUGCUGGUGGCAUUUCAGCCCCUGCAUGCAGACGAAAAGGGCCAGAACCUGUCCUUCGCGGACAUCAUCUUCAGGACCACCAUGUCCUUGAGCAAUCCCGAGAACUCCCUGCUCACCUCAGUGUCAGGGAUCGUGGAUGAAGAGUCUGACAUUCUGGUGUCUGAGAUGGUAGCGGGAGUCGACCUCUACCGACUGCGUGAGCUAAACUCUGGGAUGGAGAACGUGAGCCUCCAAAGCAGCUCCAAGUCUGACUUUGAUCUGGCCCACAUCCUGGCCCAGAACCGACGCUUGCUGCCCCGAUGCAAGAGCCCUCUGCACUUGCUUGACGGCCCGGAGUUCCGCUACUUCAUGGGCAUCAUUGACCUGUUCACCGUGUACAGCUUCCGCAAGAGGCUCGAGCACCUGUGGAAAUGCAUCCGGUACCGGGAUCAGACCUUCUCCACCGUCAGCCCCUCGGAUUACGCCAGGCGCCUCUGCCAGUGGGUGGAAUCACACACUGUAUGAGGGGGGGCCCUGCACCGGGGCUGACACUGAUGGCAGCUUCCCAGACAGCCCCACUCCCACGCUGGGAGGGUGACAGGCCCACAGACAGUGCUGCAAGCUGCCUGCUGCUGAUCUAUUGCACCACCAGGGGGCAGGCUCAAGGCAGCGGCGCUGCUGUGUUACAGGGAUGCUGCGGAAGGAACAUUCCCAGCAUCCCGAGACCAGGUUUAUGGCAUCCGAACUCAAGAGCCGGAGGGGCCGUGGUCAUGCGGGCAGCAGCUGCCCUGCAGCGCGCUGUGGGGAUGGGGGUCAGUGUAGGUACCGCAAGUGUCCAAGGAACCCAGUAAAUGGGGAAUCUGUGAACCAGCUGCCAGUUUGCAUUGCUCCGGCGUGGGGUGUCUCUGGGUGCGCCGGUUUGCAUCUUGGGUGGUGAAAUAGCCCCACCAAAAUCCAUUCAUGGUCCCCGGAUCCUCUCUUGGGACGAGGAUGCGACAGGAGGUGUGGACGGAUGGAAAGGGACGGCCUGAUCUCCCCCGACUGCCGGUGCCAUUUCGCUCCCAUAUGAACCCUACCAAGGGCCGCUGGAGCAGAACCCCAUCUCCAUGGGCACCAAUCUGGUGUUCAGAAGGCACCUGCUGACCCAGAAGCAUGCUGGGAAGCUAAUGACAGACUCAGCAGCCAGUUCCAGUUUGUGCAGUGAAGUAGCAUGUAGGGUAGGCAGAACCUUCAUCCUCAUCCUAGCCCCAUCAGUCCUAUGCCUUGAGCACCCUG